Molecule: messenger RNA, 1977 nt
Organism: Emericellopsis atlantica
Lineage: Eukaryota; Fungi; Ascomycota; Sordariomycetes; Hypocreales; Bionectriaceae
Product: WD40-repeat-containing domain protein
Exons: 2
Coding region: 1-1977 (658 amino acids)
Molecular function (GO): protein binding
Source: RefSeq, a predicted model, not a curated record
AUGAACUCACAACCAUCCAAAGAGAACUGCGACAGGCGAAGGCCACAAGAGGACGACCCGUCGCGCCUCAUCAGAAUGCCCACCGACCUCGUGGGCAAGCACGUCAGCCCCUUCCUCAAAGAACACAUCCCUGGCAUCUAUGCACCUAUCGGGAAACAAAUACCAGAGGACAGCAUCGCCACCGACAGCAAAGCCAACAAUAACGUGCAAAAAGACCCAAACACUAGGUUCUGUUACCGACACCGGCCAGACUCCAAGUGUCGUCGUGCCGCCGACGAGAACAAGAUGGGCAUCAUUCAACGGGACCUCAACAGCCUCUCGUCCGCCGAUCAGCAAGCCAUCACCCACGUGUGGUCCCUCUUCUCCGCCGCGCCAGCCAAACACCGCGAGCUCAUGCUCCAAGGGAUCAUCACCCAAUGCUGCUUCCCCCAACUCUCGACGGUCUCUCGCGAAGUACACGAACAACUUAAAAUCGACUUUCUCGCCGCACUUCCUCCCGAACUAUCCUACAAGAUCCUCACAUACCUCGACACUGUGUCGUUGUGCAAAGCGGCACAGGUCAGCCGCCGAUGGCGCGACCUCGCUGACGAUGACAUGGUCUGGCAUCACAUGUGCGAGCAGCACAUUGACCGCAAGUGCACAAAGUGCGGAUGGGGUCUGCCUCUGCUCGAGAAGAAGAAGCUCGCCGCUUGGAAUCGACACCACGCUACACAUCAUCGACAAGCCGCCCCUACAGAGGCUCCCCGAAUUCUCGAAGCGCCUCGAUCACCACCCUCGCCGGGUUCGAAUAAGAGGCCGAUGGGCGGCGAUGACCACGCGCCUUCGAAGCGACCCAAGCUUGACGCCAGUGGCAAGAGCAACUCACAGCUUGAGGUGGAGCGCAAGUUCAGGCCGUGGAAAGACGUCUACCGGGAUCGUUUCAAGGUGGGAUAUAACUGGAAGACGGGGCGAUGUAGUAUCAAGACCUUUAGGGGUCACGAGAAUGGCGUCACGUGUCUACAGUUCGACGGCAACAUACUGGCCACGGGCUCGUACGACGCGACCAUCAAAAUCUGGAACAUUGCGACGGGAGAAGUUCUGCAGACACUACGCGGCCACACGCAGACCGUCAGGGCACUGCAAUUCGACGAGGGCAAGCUCAUUAGCGGGAGCUUUGACAAAACAAUCAAGAUCUGGAACUGGCACACCGGCGAGCUCCUGAGCACACUUCAGUGCCACACCGACGGCGUGUUGUCUGUUCAUUUUGAGGGCAGCCUUCUGGCAUCGGGUUCCAUCGACAAAACUGUCAAGGUUUUCAAUUUCGACACCAAGCAGACGUUCUGUCUGCGAGGACACACUGAUUGGGUCAAUCACGUGCGCAUCGAUUCCGCGUCAAACACCGUCUUCUCCGCAUCUGACGAUCUGACGGUCAAGAUCUGGGAUCUUAACACGCAGACCUGCAUCAAGACCUUUAAAGGCCACGUUGGUCAGGUUCAGCAAGUGCUGCUCAUGCCACCCGAUUUUGAGCCCGACGAGGUCCCUAGCAACGACAACGACACUGGUUCUGUGAACAGCCGACGCAGCGUGAGCCCUGUCCAAGAGUCAUCCGUCGACGACCGCACCGCGUACGGCUCCGGCUUUGCUGACGACACACGCCCCCUGCCCCCGCGGUACAUGCUCACGGGUGGACUGGACAACACCAUCCGUCUGUGGGACACGGCCAGCGGCAAGUUCAUACGAUCCAUGUUCGGUCACGUCGAGGGCAUCUGGGGUCUUGUCGGCGACACUCUGCGCGUGGUCACUGGUGCGAACGACUCGAUGACGAAGAUCUGGGAGCCCAGAUCAGGCCUUUGCGAGAGGUCGUUCACGGGCCACGCGGGUCCCGUCACCUGCGUUGGCCUGAGUGACAGCCGCAUGGCGAGCGGCAGCGAGGAUGGCGAGGUCCGACUGUACAGUUUCGAGGGAGAGAAAGUGGAGGAAAGGGGCACACCCUCAUAA